Physcomitrium patens is the source of this 7251-nucleotide messenger RNA. The record is from RefSeq and is a predicted model, not a curated record. NCBI's taxonomy places the organism in Eukaryota, Viridiplantae, Streptophyta, Bryopsida, Funariales, Funariaceae.
GAAACUAUGGUCAUUAUCUGGCGGGACUCCCUCAUCGAUUGGGGAACAUCCCUUACGGCUGCAUGCUUUGGUGGUAGAUGUCGCCCUUGGGUUCUGUGAAUGCCUUGUCAUUGGUGUGGGGCCCCCGCGGUGCUUGCCCAGGGAUGGGGGAAUUCUGACAAGAUCCGAUCCCUUGACAACAUUGAACAUUGCUCUCUUUCUCUCUCCGAUCUUUUCAUUUCGGGAAUGAGUUUCGGCUGUGGCAAGGUGGGAUGCGGCAUCGAUGUUCUUGAACUUGCCCUUUCUGAAAGACAUGCUUGGAACAACAUUAGUCUUCGUCAGCUGAGUAGCCAUUGCUCGAUCCCAAGCUCCAGUGGAAGGGAUUCAUGAGCCGGUUGUGAGUGGUAAAUACGGACAAAGGUGACGGAAGGAUCCCUUGACGGUAGAUCGACACUGUUUGGGAGCACUUGAUCGUGUCUCUCGGAUGGAUGCUGGAGGCAUCCAAUUCCCGGUGAAGCAAGUUACGUUUGGGAUCAUCGAAAAGGAUCUUGUGGGGGAGGGUUGGCCCUUCGACAGUUGCACCUUGAAAGAUAUUAAGUGUCCCACUUGGCCAUACUGUUCCAAUUUGAGUUCCUGAUUACCUUUUUGAAUAAUGCUUGCCCUACCUCAGUCUUUCACUCUCGUGGGUGACACGCAUUCUUCGACCGUUGAGGGCCUACUGGUGGUGGUCAGGGGAGUCCAUGAUGAGGAACCAUUUGCAGAUCUAUUCGUGGAACCUCACAUAUUCGAUAUCAGAUUUGCCGGAGAUUUAAGGGCCAUGUCAAUCAUUUUGCUUGUUAGAUGAUUUGAAGUCGGUCGAGUGCGCUCUUGCGACUCACUCACGACACCUUGCAGACUGCUCUAUUGUUUCCAGUUCAAUGCCACAACAUUACCUCGCUUUGUUUUUCUCACUCACACCCAAUGCGCACGAGUAGUUGCAUAAUGUGAGAUUAUCUGGAGGAGAUUGUUAGUGCACUGGCAUAAAUCCAUCACAAGCACACAAAUCCAAAGAAUGUGUCUGCAACGGAAUGCAAAGACUGUGCCAUAAAUAAACAUGCCCAAUUUUUUCGGUGCGAUGGCCACCGGAGUGGAGAUGAUGGAGAGGGACCAAGGAGCGGCGCUGCUUGGAGACUACAGUCCCCGAUCUGCAAAAUCUGGUCGCAGAUCGAUGUCAUUGGAAGAGAAGCGUGCAUUGCCGCCGGUUCGAGGGCAAGAUCAACUGCAAGCAUUGCUACGCCGUCAGUGGCUUCACAAGUUGCAGAGAAGGGGAUGGCAGCAAACCAUCAUGGAGAUACUCAGUCCGCUGCUACUGAUGACUCUGCUGGUAUGGGGUUGGUCCCGCAGCGUGGAAGAAACCCACGUUGCCGAAAUUUUCGUCAAUCACACGUUGCCAAUUUCUUUCAUGCUCAAAGAGAACAUGUUAUCCAAUUCCAAAAGCCUCCUGCAGCUGUGUCCUCCCAGCUUGCUUGCCCAGCAGGUGAACCGUCGAAGUCACCAAUUUUCACCCUAAUCUCUUUGUGCUUUGACCUUAUCAGCAAUAACAGUCAAAUUACGCAACUUUCACCCGAGGAGCUACGCCGUCUAGUUGAGCUAAUUCGGCUAAAAGUUGGGCACUCCUUUGGGGGAACCCUGUUUCACAACCUCACCAGCAAACCCUCGUCCACAAUCACUAAUAUACAGUCAAUGUCACCUGCAUUGGCGGUUCUCAGCCUUCAAUGUGUCGAAUCCGCAAUGCAAAUCACUACUGUCAUUAAAUCCUUCGACGCUUACAAUGGGCCCUUGCCUGUGCCCUCCUUCGAUGCCUUCGUUCAGGCUCAUUUGCUCCUCAAACGAACUCUGAAGGCUGGUGAAGGAAAGCAAUUCGAGGACGCACUGCGCGCACAGCGAUUGUUCGGCAAUGUCCUUGGAAAUCUACUACAGCUGGGGUGCAUUACAUUUGUACCUGACACACCAGAGGUUACCGCCCUUGUGGAGUAUUUGACCACUUCAACCGAGUUUUUUAAAGACGUCUACGGUGGCAUCUUCCAAAGUGAAAAGGAUGCUGAGAAACACGCACUUACAUCAGUGCAACUGGAGAGGCCAACAUGGGCCAUAAUUGUGGUGGAGCAUUUAGAUAUUGUGGGCGGAAAUGUUGACUACAAAAUACGAAUGAAUUUCACGACAGUUCCAUCCACUUGGGAUACACUUCACAAACGGCGGAAGGGACUCCUCAGCUACUACAAACGUUACUAUACUUCAGGGUUUCUCAGCUUACAGGAUGCAAUCAAUGGUUAUGUUCUUCAGCUUGCCCCGAAGCAGAAACAAGCGGAUCUGUUCACCCACAAACCUAUGUGGGCUGCUCCGUUUCCAACACCUGCACACAUGCGUAACAAGUUCUUCCAUAAAGUUGGACCAUUGCUGGAGAUCAUGUUGUGCUUCACUGCUUUUUACCCUCUUGGUAUGUUUGUUAAGGGUAUGGUGGAGGACAAGGAGAGCAGGGCUAAACAGACAAUGCUAACAAUGGGGUUAAAACCUUGGGUAUUUUCUGUGUCUUGGCACAUGACUUAUUUGGCUACUUUUAUGCUGAAUUCGAUAUGCAUGACAAUACUCAUGUCUAUGACAAUUUUCCAUAGAAGUGAUCCGAGUCUACUAUUCGUCAUGUAUUUUUUCUUCACCACAUCGUUGAUUUCCUUUGGCUUUUUUUUGUCGGUGUUCUUCUCAAGAUCCAAGCUUGCAGCAAUUGCGGCGAUAUUCUCCCUCUUUGCUGCAUUGAUGCCACGAUAUCUCUUCUUCCGGACAAGCAAUGGACAAGCCAUUGUGGGGAAAACUAUAGCUUCAUUACUGCCCCCCACAGCAUAUGCCUUUGGAGUGGAUCUUGUGGCACACUAUGAAGGAAGUGGCUAUGGUCUAACAUGGGCAGAUAUUGGAGAAGAUGGGUUUUCCAUUUGGAGAGUUCUCAUGCUUUUGCUGGCAGACUCAGUGCUAUACAUAUUAUUGGCUUGGUACUUGGAACAAGUGAUUCCAUCAGGAUACGCGGCACGACAAUCUCCAUGGUUCCUCUUUUCGCCUUCCUACUGGCACAAAUGUGCAGGGAACAACCACACUGAUACUUACCAGAAAUUGAGCACCACAGAUGAGAUGGACGACAUUGUUGAAGGUGACAUUGAGCCAUUAUUUUCAAGCGGCGACGAGGCAGCAAUACGCAUCGAGGGUCUGCGAAAAGUGUACAAUGAUGGAAAAGUUGCAGUGACUGGUCUUUGCUUGGACUUCUUCGAGAACAAUGUUACGGCUCUCUUAGGUCACAACGGAGCUGGGAAGAGUACCACUAUAUCCAUGCUUACGGGUAUGAUCCAGCCCACAAGUGGAGAUGCAAAAAUCUUGGGUUACAGCAUUUUGAGCAACAUGAAUGACGUUCGAAGGAUCAUUGGAUUUUGCCCUCAACAAAAUGUUCUCUUCGGCUACUUGACCGUGAAGGAACAUCUGGAAUUGUAUGCUGCUGUGAAAGGGGUCCCCAGACAUUCUAUCCCUCUUGUUGUGGGCGACAUGAUUGUGAGUCUCGAAUUAAAGGGAAAAACCGAAACGCGCGUAGCUUGUCUUUCCGGAGGCAUGCAACGAAAGCUGCAGGUGGGGCUAGCUAUGAUAGGGGACUCAAGAGUAGUGUUUCUGGAUGAGCCCACAUGUGGUUUAGAUCCCCAGUCAAGACGCAGUGUGUGGGACCUUCUAAGAAGCUUCAAACAUGGCCGAGCCAUUGUCCUCACCACACACUACAUGGACGAGGCUGAUUUAUUGUGCGACCGUAUCGCCAUCAUGAGCGAGGGCCGACUUCGCUGUUGCGGUACCAGUCUCUUUCUCAAAUCAAAGUUUGGCGUUGGGUACAACCUCCGUAUGACACGUAACAAUCUUUCCUCUAGUGAUGCUACGGCUGUGGCGGCGCUGGUGAAGCACUAUGUUCCGCAAGCAAUCCCUCUCAGCUCAGCAGGUGGGGAGAUCUCUUUCCAGUUACCAAGCUCCAACAAAGCUGCGUUUUCGCAGCUGUUUCAAGAAUUAGAAGGAAAACUGGGUGCUUUCUCCGUUAGCAGCUAUGGUGUCUCAAUGACUACGUUGGAGGAGGUUUUCCUACGAUUAGCAGACAAUGACGAAAGUCCUUUGAAACACCAAAAACACUGUAUUCCCCCAAAUGACUUACCGAGUACAUUCACUGUUGAAAUCCCCUCAUGUAAACCAUCAUUCUCAAUUGAGAAGAGGAAGAGGAGCCGCACUCGUGCAUUUAAGCAGAUGUUUUUGAAGCGUGCCAUUAUUGCAAAGCGCGACAUGAAGGCAUUUGCCAAUUCCGUACUUCUCCCAGUUGUUGCCAUUGGUCUUGUUAUGCUGAUUAUGAAGCUCAAUAUCGACCCAGCUGGACCUCAAUUGCAGAUCAAUUUUGAUAUGUAUAGUAGAACUGUGACGGGAAGAAAGGAAUUCCCUCCAGUGGCAGUAAUUCCCGUAGCUGGACCCAUACCUUCCAACUAUUUGCCCCUUCAAGGUGGAAGUAAAUUUGUAAGAUUUGACCCAGAUGAUGCAGUGAACAACAGCAUCCAGAUAAGCCAACAGCUUCUAAGCUCUCUGUUCUGUGUACCAGCUCGAUUUGGAGCUGUAGUCAUCAACGACACAUUAUGGCCAAGGACCAAUUUCACUUCCCAACAAACCGAUGAAACCAUUGGAAAGCUUUGGAAGUCGUAUAAAGCUGAAACUGGAAAUGGCCUUUCGAGCGCUGUGACUCUUAUGUAUAAUACAACAUCAGAUCACUCCUUUCCAGCUUUGAUUCAAGAGUUGGCUCAAAUGACAUUUCGGGCAAGAACGAAGAAUGCCUCAGCUACUUUGCACAUGUCAAGCCACCCUUUACCUCUUACCAAGAAUGAGGCACUUCUUGUUCAAAACAUCUUGACAGGAUUGGCUGCUCUUUUUACACUCAUCCCAUUGUCCUAUUGUGCCGCAAGCUUUGCUGUCUUCGUGGUUCAGGAACGGGAGGUCAAGGCUAAGCUAUUGCAGAUGGUGAGUGGAGCAUCCACGUUUUCAUACUGGGCAGCGGCGUAUGUAUGGGACAUGUUAACAUAUUUAAUUAUAGUGAGCACCACUAUGUUGGUGCUAGUGUUAUACAAAGACCAGUCCUUCACAGGGUCUUGGGCAAAAGCAAGUGCUGCUAUUGCACUGCUUAUUGCCUUCGGUUUGGCAGUCGUUCCCCUCACUUACUGCUAUUCGUUUGCCUUUUCCAAUCAUGCCAAUGCCCAGGUAGCGAUAGCAGGAAUUCACUUGAUCACUGGUUUUGGAGCGCUUGGAAGCAAUAUUCUCCUGGCUUCUCUAGAGAACACCAAGGUUUUGAGUGAGCGUCUGAUCCUGGUGUACCAGUUCUUUCCACCAUACAACUUGGGAAAAGGGCUUGCUAAUUUAGCUGCUCUGGAUCUGGAGAGCACCAUGGACGGACGUCCGAGUAAUCCUUGUCGUUGGGAUGUUACCGGUCACUCGCUAGCGUUGAUGCUGGUGGAGGCUGUGGGCUUUGCCUGUCUCACACUUAUCAUAGAUUCUAGCUCUUGGUUACCCUCUUGGCUCUCCUUCACAGCACACUCUACUUCCAAACCCAGCAUGUACUUAGAGGUGAAUACUAUAGAAGAAGAUGACGAUGUCAGAACUGAGCGCCAGCGAGUGGAAGGAGGUUUGGCGGCGAAAGACACAGUUGUAGUGUACAAGCUGAACAAAAUGUAUCCUGGGCAAGGCGUAGACGAGGCGAAGGUGGCCGUCAGAAAUCUCUCGCUUGGCAUUCCACCGGGACAAUGCUUUGGCUUCCUAGGUGUAAAUGGAGCAGGUAAAACCACCACUCUCUCAAUCUUGAGUGGCGACACAAAACCAACAAGUGGUGAUGUGUUCAUCACCGGCAACUCCGUGUUGAGUAAACUGCCUGCAUCUCAGAAGCAAAUAGGCUAUUGUCCCCAGUUUAAUCCAUUGCUGGACCUUAUGACAGCCAGGGAACAUCUGCACAUGUAUGCCAGCUUGAAAGGAGUUCCCUCUCAGAGUGUGAGGAAGGUUGUUACUGAUUUGGUCCAAGCUGUUGGCCUUGAGAAGUACGUGGACCAGCUGGCGGGUUCUUACAGUGGCGGCAACAAGCGCAAGCUUGCUCUUUGCAUCGCAAUGAUUGGAGACCCUGCGGUACUGUUUCUGGAUGAGCCCAGCAGUGGCAUGGACCCAGUCACGCGACGAGCCAUGUGGAACCUCAUCUUAAACGCCGUGGUAGAGAAGAACAUGAGCGCUGUUCUCACCACCCACAGCAUGGAGGAGUGCGAGGCGUUGUGUGGGCGCGUAGGCGUUAUGGUGGCGGGCAGCUUGGUCUGUCUAGGGUCCGUCCAACACAUCAAGUCUCAGUUUGGUCAAGGCUACACCGUGGAGUUACAGUGCUCACGCGCAGCUUCCCUCACUGAUCUCCACCACUUCAUGAAGUCGGAGUUUCCAGGUUCCGUUCUGGAGGAGGAGCGUAUGCUGAGAGUCAAGUAUUCACUGCCUCGAAACAGCCACUCUCUUUCGCAUGUCUUCUCAUCCUUGGAAAAAGCUAAGUAUGAUCUUGACCUUGAUGACUACAGUGUGAGCCAAAGCACACUAGAGCAGAUUUUCCUAAGUAUGGCCAGUGACAGAAAUGUCGACCGAGCUCAAAGGCCCAUGAAAUCAGAUACUCAUGUAUGUGAGGUGUAGCUGUCCUGGAAAAUUGCAUCCCAGAGUUAGCAGAAGAAACAUGCUGCAAAGUUCAACCGAGUUUUAGUGCAAUCAGGUAGUUCUUUUGUGGAAGAACAAAAUUUGGACGAUUGUGCAGCCUUCCUGGAUUCUCUCCAAAAUUUAAAUUAGUUUUGUAAACACGUAGUCUGUAGUUGUCAACCGACAGUCUAGGGAAGGCAGUUCGUUGCUCAUAGAAAGCGUGACCACAGGUAUGAUUGGAAGUGUGAACUUAUCACUCAAUAGAGAAGGCUGGAAAUUAUGUCAGCAACUUACACUGACUUUAGUUUUCAAACCGUAAAGAUUAGACCCUAUUCGGUGUCAGUGGAUAUUCUCGAAGCUCUUGAUGCACAUUGGCCAUGUCCGGUCGAUUCUAGGGCUCAAGGGCAAUGCGUCUAACGUUUUUUGGGGUCAUUUACAGAAAUUCAUGAAGAAGGUAAAUUCAAGCAUAGGUAACUGUUUGACCGUCAAGUGUCCGUCCAUUCAAUUUUGGGCUGGUAGAAAUUUUGACUGUUCAAA